This is a messenger RNA of Carassius carassius (crucian carp), 1954 nucleotides long. RefSeq names its product solute carrier family 22 member 2-like. Gene Ontology annotation, biological process: transmembrane transport. Lineage: Eukaryota; Metazoa; Chordata; Actinopteri; Cypriniformes; Cyprinidae. Gene Ontology annotation, cellular component: membrane. The record is from RefSeq and is a predicted model, not a curated record. The transcript is spliced from 10 exons. Bases 90 to 1853 code for a protein of 587 amino acids.
AGCUGUGGGUAAAUACUGUGCCUCAACUUAACAGACCUCUUUUUACAGCUGCGAAUGCCUUCAAGUCCUCCCCUGGCUGUACAGUGACCAUGACUACUUUUGAAGACAUCUUAGAGGAGGCCGGCAAGUUCGGUCGGUGCCAAAUGCGAAUUGUUUCCAUAUUCUGCUUGGUCUCUAUACCGUUUUCUUUUGUAUACGUGGGGAUUGUAUUCCAGGGCUUCACCCCCGAACAUUGGUGCCGUGACCCGGCUGUCAGUGAGAUCCGGGAAAGAUGCAGCUGGAGUCUUCAAGAUGCACGCAGGGCGACUGUACCCUUGAUGAACAGCUCUAAAGGGGUGACGUAUAGUCAGUGUCAGAAGCUGGACAUGGACUGGAACGCCACCGGUCUAACCUGUGACAAUCCAGAAAAUGAGUUCAUCCAGGCCCAGCUUUCUACUCUACCGAUGACGGUCUGUUCAGACGGCUGGGAGUACGACUAUGAAGGGAGACAGUCGUUCGUCACUGAGUUUGAUCUAGUGUGCGACGAUGCCUGGUAUGUUGACAUGUUCCAGGCAACACUCGGUGCUGGUUUCUUAGUGGGCAGCAUUGCUAUUGGAUACCUGGCAGACAAAUAUGGCAGAAUGAAGAGUUUCCUUAUGACCAACUUCUUCAUUGGAGUAACGGGGAUUCUGGUGGCCACAUCGCCCAAUUACAUCGCCCUGCUGGUGUUCAGAGUUCUCUUUGGCUUUGGAGUGAAGGGCGGCUGGAUGGUUGGAUACGUGCUGAUCACGGAGCUGGUUGGAGUUGAAUACAGAAGAAUGGUGGGAGUGGCCUAUCAGUUGUUCUUCAGUCUGGGCAUUCUCAUUCUUCCUCUCUUAUCUUACUUCAUACCAAACUGGCGCUGGCUACAGGUGGUCUUCACCAUUCCUUACAUCUGCUUCCUGACAUACUAUUGGUUUAUCCCUGAAUCACCCAGAUGGCUCCUCAGCCAAAACAAGAGAAACGAAGCAGUGGAGAUCACCAAAGCAAUAGCAAAAGAGAACAAAAAGACACUGUCCAAGAUUAUUGAGGUACAGAAUUUACACCGUGAUGAGGAGCAUAAAAUAUGGCCAAAUGUCUCUAAAAAGUCAAAUUUCAUCCAUCAGACAAUGACUGACGAAAACACAGGCUCCACCUCAACUGCAUCUUUCACAGACCUGUUCAAGACUUCCAAAAUGAGAAAAUUCACAUUCAUCCUGAGCUACAACUGGUUCACCAGUGCUGUGGUUUACCAGGGGCUCAUCAUGAGGCUGGGAAUCCUCGGAGGAAACGUGUAUGUGGACUUCCUCAUAUCUGGAAUCGUGGAAUUGCCAGCAGCUUUCCUCAUUCUCUUCACUAUCGAGCGGAUUGGACGCCGGCUUCCUUUUGCAACUGCGAAUUUCGUGGCAGGAGCGGCCUGCUUAAUCACAGCGUUCAUCCCCGACAGUAUGUUCUGGUUAAAAAGUGCUGUUGCUUGUGUUGGACGGCUGGGCAUCACUAUGGCUUUUGAAAUGGUAGUGUUUGUGAAUACUGAACUAUAUCCCACCGUUAUCAGAAAUCUGGGUGUUUCGGUCUGUUCCACACUGUGUGACAUUGGUGGGAUUGUAGCACCGUUCCUGCUCUACAGGCUUUCUGUCAUCUGGCUAGAGCUACCUCUCAUUAUUUUCGGUGCUCUUGCGUUUGUGGCCGGUGGACUAGUUCUGCUGUUACCUGAAACCAAAGGUGUGCCUCUUCCAGAAACCAUUGAUGACAUUGAAUGUCCAAACAGAAACAAAGACAACCAGCUGAAGACUCAACAGCUAGAGAACUUGCUGCCCUCAGAUGUGACAUCGCACAAGGAUGUUACAGCCGUCUGAUUGAGCGGAGACAGAAAACAUCAACCUCCUUAACUUUAAUAUUAAGUGAUGCUACUUAUUCCUUCUCUUUUGAGGAUUUAAUCAAAAUAUACAAACUGAAA